GCUGCAUGUAAGCAUUGGGACGCGAAGGGGUUCAGGGUCUUAUGGUGGUUUGGGAGAGUUCUCCUUGUUCGUCAACCACAUUUCAAAAUGGCUGGAGUGCCAGUAUGCCUGCUCCUUUACCUCUUCGCCAGCUCCGUGCUUCAAGUCAUGGGCCGAGAUGUCUUUCUCAACUCCCAAAGAGCCUCUGAAGUUUUUAUUAGACAGAGGCGAGCAAAUUCUUUCUUGGAGGAGAUGAAGCCAGGGAACCUGGAGCGCGAGUGUCUGGAGGAGAUAUGCGAUCAUGAGGAGGCUCGAGAAGUCUUUGAGCAACCCGAUCCAACGGCUGUCUUUUGGUGGAAGUACCUGGGUUGUAAGGGCACAACAUUGGCAAGAGAUGAGGCAUCAAUAAGCACUCUCAGAACAUGCCUGAAUGAAACGGGUGAUUGCGCCAAUGGGCUUGGAGAGUCAUACAGUUCUGCCGUAGCUUACACUUCCAGUGGAAAAAUAUGUCAGUAUUGGAGCAGCAACUUUCCUCACAAAAUAACGGAAUUCAAUGCUUCCCUUGAUUCCACAUUAGAGGUAAACUAUUGCCGAAAUCCUGACCAGAGUCCAGAGGGACCCUGGUGCUUCACACGUGACCCAGAUGUGAGAAGAGAGGGCUGUGGUGUCCCCAGCUGUGAGGGAGCAUUCACUCAAGCCCCUGUUCCCAAAAAAGUGGAAGAGGCUGUGACUUACACCAAUAAAGCCAACUGCCUGCCUGAUGCUGGCAAAGGUUAUACAGGAACUCAAUCUGUCACUGUACAAGGUCACACAUGUCUGCCCUGGACUUCACCUAAAGCAGUCAAACUGUCCAAAGACAAAGAAUUCCUGAAGGAAGUUAAACUCGAGGGAAAUUACUGCCGAAAUCCUGAUGGCGACCCUGAAGGACUGUGGUGCUAUGUCGAUUACCCCAACAAAACCAUGGACUAUUGUGACCUGGAGUUGUGUGAGGAUGUUCUUGAAUCUGAUUUGGAUAUCACCCAAAUACGGGAGAGGACUGUAAGGCCUGGUCCUAAAAAGCCUUUCUUCAGCCCUCGCAGUUUUGGCACAGGAGAGAUGGUGUGUGGAAAGCGGCCCCUGUUCGAAGACGCGAGAAAAGCUGAUGAUGGCGAGGUGGAGCUGUUUGAAUCUUACCGUGAACAGAGAAUCGUAAAAGGAAUAGAUGCCGAAAUUGGAAGCGCACCAUGGCAGGUGAUGCUGUACAAGCGUGAUCCGCAAGAGCUGCUAUGUGGGGCUAGUUUGAUCAGUAACGAGUGGGUGCUCACCGCGGCUCACUGUAUCCUCUACCCACCCUGGAACAAGAACUUCACCAUCAAUGAUAUUCUUGUUCGAAUAGGCAAGCACUCUCGCUCAAAGUAUGAGAGAGGCAUUGAGAAGAUUGCUGCCCUUGAUAAAAUUAUUGUCCAUCCCAAGUACAACUGGAGAGAAAAUCUCAACCGAGACAUUGCUCUGUUACAUAUGAGGAGGCCUAUUGACUUCACAGAUAGAAUUCAUCCAAUUUGCCUCCCCACCAGACAGGUGGCCUCAGAUUUAAUGAAUGUUGGAUUUAAGGGUCGUGUAACAGGUUGGGGUAAUCUAUUUGAGACCUGGUCCUCCACUCCAAAAGCACACCCAUCCGUUCUCCAGCAGAUCCAGCUGCCUAUCGCUGAUCAGGAGACUUGUCGGAAGUCUACUAAUAUUCGCAUCACUGACAACAUGUUUUGUGCCGGAUUUGAUCCUAAAGAAAGUAACAGAGGUGAUGCUUGUGAGGGUGACAGUGGCGGUCCCUUUGUCAUGAAGAGUCCAACUGAUGAGCGCUGGUAUCAGAUUGGAAUUGUGUCCUGGGGUGAGGGCUGUGACCGGGAUGGAAAGUACGGGUUCUACACUCAUCUUUUCCGCAUGAGAAGGUGGAUGAGGAAGGUCAUUGAAGACGCAGAUGAUGAUGAAUAAUGGGUUGUUUAGCGCCACUGCCACAUGCCUUCCAAAUGUUAUCAUUGUGGAGGUGUGUCAGAGAGAGAGAGAGAAAGAGGCAGCAGUUGUUCAUUCACUCUGCUCGACAAAAGUGAUGGAUCACUUUUAUCUGGAACAUUUGCAAAUCGCUACUUGGAAUUGAAAUAAAAAAUAAAUGAAAUGAAAUUA
Messenger RNA from Engraulis encrasicolus (European anchovy), 2136 nucleotides. RefSeq names its product coagulation factor II (thrombin) (gene f2). The transcript has 14 exons. The record is from RefSeq and is a predicted model, not a curated record. Gene Ontology annotation, biological process: platelet activation; positive regulation of blood coagulation; proteolysis. The coding region runs from base 88 to 1947 and encodes 619 amino acids. Gene Ontology annotation, cellular component: extracellular region. Gene Ontology annotation, molecular function: serine-type endopeptidase activity; calcium ion binding. Lineage: Eukaryota; Metazoa; Chordata; Actinopteri; Clupeiformes; Engraulidae.